UCAGGAAAGGCAGGGGAGGUGAGAUCUCUGGCUGUGUGGGGCCUGGGCCAGGGUGCAUACAGCUGGGUGUCCCCCUUCCGAGGCCCUCCCCAGUUGGCCCAGGGCUCAGAGCAAGGACUCAGGAACCUGGGGCCUUAGCGCCCAGCCUUGUGGUUCCGGGGCCCUCAAGGAGCAGACUACUGUCUCCAUUCCUUCCUCCCUGGAGUGGGUGCCAGAUGGAGCUCUGUCCAGAAGCCUGUCCAGUUAGGACUCUCUCCAUAGGCCUGAACCUGGGGAAUAGGAAAGCAGUGUCCUGUCCAUCUCUUCUCCCCAAGGAGAUCUCUCCUGAUGAAAAGCCCCAAAGUCUUUGUGUGCAGGCAUCAUGUGCACGUGCAUACACACACACACACACACACACACACACACACACGUUCUGGUACAGAGUGGCAGCUCAGUGAUUAAAUGAAUGAAUGAAUGAACACACCAACAUACAUGCCCACUGACACUCACAUAUAACACAACCCCAGCUCACACCCACAAACACACUGACAGGUAACAUACAAAGUUGCAUUCAAUACCUUCUCACACUGAUUUGCCUACACAACUCUAUUUUAAGCCAACACAUCACACACCUUCACACAAAUGUGCAUUUUUUUAUCGGGGCAUUUUUUGUUUAUUUUUCUUUUUGGCUGUGCUGGGUCUUUGUCGCUGCACAGGUUGUGGCAAGCAGAGGCUCCUUUCUGGUUGUGCUGCGCAGGCUUCUCAUUGUGGUGGCUUCUCUUGUUGCGGAGCAUGGGCUCUAGGGCGCACAGGCUCCGGCAGUUGCAGCUCACGGGCUCAGCAGCUGUGGCUCCCGGGCUCUAAAGCACAGACUAAGUAGUCUUGGCGCACAGGCUUAGCUGCUCCUCGGCAUGCGGGAUCUUCCUGGGCCGGGGAUCAGACUCGUGUCUCCUGCAUUGGCAGGUGGAUUCUUAUCCCCUGAGCUGCCAGGGAAGCCCUAAAUGAGCAUUUUAUAUGAACCUGUGCAGUCUCACCCAUGAGAAACACGUGUUGUUUCACCAGUUCAGAAGGCCUUCUUUCUUCCUUUGAGAUAAUAACAUGGGGGUAAUAAAAAGCCUAGUCUGGAGAGUUCUCUGGUGGUCCAGUGGUUAGGACUCCACGCUUUCACUGUGGAGGCCCAGGUUCAAUCCCUGGUUGGGGAACUGAGAUCCUGCAAGACUUGUGGCACAGCCAAAAAAACAAAAAAGAAGCACAUUCUUCUUAGGAUUCUUGGGAAAAUUCAGAGAUUAUGCUCACCAAGCAUUUCACUCGGGCCUAGUCAAGUGUGUCCUGUUUACCAUAUAUUCAGCCACUAUUGUAUUAUUAUUGUUAUUUCAUGUACAAAUGCACAGUUUGGGAGCUGCCACCUGCCCUUCUCUCCUGCCUCCAAAGCUUAGAACACAAUCCCUGGCAUCCACUCUGGACCCAGAGCAACCAGGCAAGACAAACCUCGGGGGCCCAAGGCCACAUCCAGUGGGUGUAGCUGGAAGGGGCCAGGGAGGGAGCUGGCUGGCGGGAAGGACAGGGUCUGGCCUAUUGUGGACACUUCACAGCCUCCUCCGGCUGGACUGGCAGGGGCCCGGGCAGGGGUGAUGAGGUGGCUGAGGCUCUCAGGCUCUGGACAUGUGGAAGCUCGUGUCUCCUUGUCUCUCGACUCACCAGACCUCUGUGUGUCUUUACAGCCCAGCCAGGUGGAAGAUGCUCUGUCUGGGGAGGAGGAUAAGGAAGAGGAGGAGGAAAAGGAGGAGGAGACAACCCCAGCCCCAGCUCCAGUUUCCGAACGACCCGUGGUGCCCCAGCUGGCAGGGGCCAGCCAGGUUCUGGGAGCCUCGGAAAUGAGUCAGCUCAGUCUCCACCUACCCCCAAGAGUCACUGGAUACUCCUGGAGCCUGGCCUUCUGCACGUCAAGGGACGGCUUCAGUCUGCAGAGCCUGUACAGGCAGAUGGAGGGCCACAGCGGGCCGGUGCUGCUGGUGCUGAGAGACCAGGACGGGCAGAUGUUUGGGGCCUUCUCCUCCUCGGCCCUUCGACUCAGCAAAGGCUUCUAUGGUACUGGCGAGAACUUCCUCUUCUCCUUCUCUCCACAGCUGAAGGUCUUCAAGUGGACAGGAAGCAACUCUUUCUUUGUGAAAGGCGACUUGGAUUCUCUGAUGAUGGGCUGUGGCAGUGGCCACUUUGGGCUGUGGUUGGAUGGAGACUUGUACCGUGGGGGGAGCCACCCCUGUGCGACCUUCAACAAUGAGGUGCUGGCCCGGCAGGAGCAGUUCUGCAUCAACGAGCUGGAGGCCUGGGUCCUGAGCUGAUGCCACGGCGGGCAGCUUCCUGAGCCAACAGGUGUUCAGACCCGCCCCUGGAUGCCGACGAGGCUGCACUCACCCAGGGCAGCCCAUUCCAUCCGAAACACAGAUGGAGAAGUGUCCGGUGUGGACUGUGACUGAGUGCAGCCUCUUGGCGCCUGAGGACCAAGACAGCUGUGGAGACAGGCCACAUUCUACUGGAGAGGGGAUGGAGUAAAAGACAGUUAUACCUCACCUGAGCACGACAAAAUUCCUCAGGAAAAUGAUCCUUUUAGAGAGUACAUAGUUAAUAUGUGUUUAUUGUAGAAAAACCAGAAGAUGUAAAAAAAUUAAAACUGCCUACAAUUCAACCACCCCCUAAAACACUAACAUUUUCAUGUAUAUCCUUCCAGACAGUUUUCCAAGGAGGUAUAUGGGAUUCUUACAAAAUGGGAUUCUUCUCUAUAUGCUUUGGACAUUAUUUUAAUUUAAAGAAUAUUGUCAAACCACAGACACCUAACUCAACCAGUGAAAUUAAUAAAGAUUCCAAAACAGCAUUCUUCUUUUCCCAGAAAACUGACCAGUCUGCUACCACUAUGCUGGGUACUUGAAGAUCUCUUAUUUAAUUCCACAGGGAAAAUAUGAAAGUAGCAGAUGAGCUAUAUGCACAUUUGGGUUAAGAAGCUGAAAUUCUGUAGAUGGGAAUUCAGGGAGAUUAAAAAAGGAAGGAUAUUUUUUCUGGCAAAAGAGGACUUAGAAAAACUAAAAAAAAAAAAAAAAAAAAUCCAUAACCCAUGCUAGAGCCUGCCCCCUGACAGAACAAGAUUCUUUAUCAGGUCAUCACUUGCCAUUAUUGAAUGAGGAAAACGAAGUAACAUAGGGCCUGUUAAAACCAUCCCCUCUGGAAGACCCAACACAGUAUUAAGGUAUAAAGAAACAUCUGGGCACAUUCCUAGACCAAACACAGUUCUUUUGCACAAAAGGGUCAAAAUUGGGCACACGAGUAUGAAAGUCACUGAGGAAGACACCACUGAUUUCAAGACAGAGAUACAUUCAUGAAGCUUUAUUGCAGCUGUUUCCCUCACCAGGAUGAAGCGACCAGGCACUUGAACCUGCAGUCUUAUUUACAUUCUCAAAGUUACUGACAAAGCUCGGUAACUCUAGAUACCAAGCUGUUAAAGGCUCCCUUUUUAUACCAAUAGUGAAGAUGCUUCUUAAGAAAAAUUCAACCUUGUCAAUGGCACGUGGUUCCCAUAAUUAAAACAGUUGCAAACAGCAUAAAGUGCAGCUGCCAAAAAGUAACAAAAGACGCAAACAAAACAGAUUCAAGUUGUUGCUCAGAGAGCACCGUGAUACACUCUGAGAUGACAAAGUUCCAGAGUAAAACAAUGAUGUAAAUGGAGGUGUGG
This is a messenger RNA of Capra hircus (goat), 3703 nucleotides long. RefSeq names its product TBC/LysM-associated domain containing 2 (gene TLDC2). Gene Ontology annotation, biological process: response to oxidative stress. The record is from RefSeq and is a predicted model, not a curated record. Gene Ontology annotation, cellular component: nucleus. The transcript has 5 exons. The coding region runs from base 1611 to 2321 and encodes 236 amino acids. Lineage: Eukaryota; Metazoa; Chordata; Mammalia; Artiodactyla; Bovidae.